Lindgomyces ingoldianus is the source of this 885-nucleotide messenger RNA. RefSeq lists its product as uncharacterized. The transcript is spliced from 2 exons. The record is from RefSeq and is a predicted model, not a curated record. Lineage: Eukaryota; Fungi; Ascomycota; Dothideomycetes; Pleosporales; Lindgomycetaceae. Bases 1 to 885 code for a protein of 294 amino acids.
AUGGCCACAGCCACCUCACCACUUCUGGCCCUACCUGCAGAACUGAGAAACCGUAUCUAUGACUUCUACUUCUCUCACGAUCCAACCAUUCCGCCCCCACCUAUAUUGAGAUCUCCCCUUGCGCUGUCUCUCGCGUGCCGCCAGUUGCAUAAUGAGACUUAUUCCCUCGCCUUCGCUUCCACUACGUUCCGGACCAACCGUUGGCAAUGUCGUGAGCUGUCAGCCAAAAUUUCAAGCAUUCGAUCGAUAUUCCGGCCCUCCAUCAAGAGGCUAGAGAUCACAGUCGGUAUUGCCGACUUUCUCAUCCACCCCCACUCUCUUGAUGGCCUGAUGUUAAGUCAAGCUGGACUGAGUGGUCUCGAGCAUCUAUAUAUCACCUUCACUGGGGAGCCUAAAUCUGAGAAGAGGGAGACUUAUAUUAUCUCAAACCUGGAAAAUCUGCUGUGGGCCACAGUGGCGAAAUGCAGAAAUGAGCAUCUAAGCAAGAUACGGAUUGUUCAUGGUGGCCUGCUCCGUUGGCAUGGCAUUUGCGAGCUUUUUGAUCGGAUGCGGAGGAGGCUCCCGCUUCGGUUUUAUUAUGAUGGAGUGUGGGACAUCCAGCCAGACUUCAAGGAAGGAAGAUUUCGCUUGAUCAACCAAGACACGAAUGGCGCUUAUAAGAGAGAGGUUUUGGUUUUGAUGGGUCACACGGCCCGAGAGGCGGAAAUGUUCCGGACCAUACAACAAGAUUUACUCGAGGGCAAAGUUCUCAAGCACGUCUGCGCACGGCGAUCCGAUCGUAUAGAUCCUGCAGAUAUGGACAACGACAUACUCGCAAACGAAAUUGACCAGCUUUCUCGUGUUUUCCGAAUGGAUAACAGGAUCGAUACCGAAGGCUACUACUAA